GCGAAUGCCGCCCCAGUAGGGUAUAUAAAAGAAGAGAAAAAUGAGGAGAUAUUCUCCAGCGGCUCUUUUGACGCAGCUCUAGCAAGUGGCCAAAAUAGCAGAAUGCGGUCCCGGUCUUUGCUCCGGUGGCUUUCGUCUGCCAUCUUAGCAUUUACUCUCGUCCUCCUUUCCUAUACUGGUUCAGCUAGCAGCAUACUACAGCGGAAUAGUGUCAAUCCGAAAAAGUUGUUCCUUUCAAAUGGAUUGACCGACCAAGUUCAAUGGGAUGAAUUCAGCUUGAUCGUUAAAGGCCAGCGAAUAUUCCUUUACUCUGGUGAAUUCCAUACUUUCAGACUUCCGGUUCCGUCCCUGUGGCCAGACAUACUUCAGAAGGUCAAGGCAGCUGGUCUUAACGGAAUCAGCGUGUACACACAUUGGGGCUUAAUUAAUCCCUCACCGGGAGUUGUCGACUUCGACGGGUUCCGUGCGCUACAGCCGCUCUACGAUGCUGCCAAAGCUGCUGGGAUCUGGAUUGUCCUUCGACCAGGGCCGUAUAUCAAUGCAGAGACGACAGCAGGAGGUAUUGCCCAUUGGGUGACGUCUCAGGUUGCAGGCACUAUUCGUACGAACGCGACGGAUUACCACGAUGCAUGGCAAGAUUAUAUAGCUGGCAUCAUCAACGUCACGAAACCGAAUCAGAUUACAGAAGGCGGACCUGUCAUAGCUGUCCAAAUCGAUAACGAAUACUCCCAGGCUGGCUUUGGUCAUGCUGAAUACUUCCAGGAACUUGAGGACACAUACCGAGCAGCAGAAAUCGUCGUUCCCCUCACAUACAAUGACCCUGGUGAAGGCAAGAACUUUGUAAACGGAACUGGCGCAGUCGACAUAUACGGGCUCGACAGCUAUCCUCAAGGGUUCGAUUGCUCGAAUCCAGAGCAUUGGUCUCCGGUUGUCACAAAUUAUCACGACUAUCACGAAGAUACCAAUCCUAGCCAGCCUUUCUACUUCCCCGAGUUCCAAGGAGGAGCAUUCGAUCCUUGGGGACCAAAUGCACCAGGAUAUCCGAACUGUCGUAUAUUGACCGGACCCGAUUUUAUGGAUGUCUUCUACAAGACGCUUUGGGCGGCUAAUGCGAAACUCACCAGCUUCUACAUGCUCUUCGGCGGAACAUCAUGGGGCGCUAUUCCAUUCCCGGGCGUCUACACUUCGUAUGAUUAUGGAAGUUCCAUAAUGGAGAAUCGUCUCUUGACUUCGAAAUUCACCGAGCUCAAACGUCAGGGGGUCUUCCUUCGAAGCUCUCCAGACUUCUACAAGACAAACUGGGUUGGAAAUAGUAGCACCGGCGCAGUGAAUGUGUCAAAUUCAGCCGCCUUCGCUGUGCUAUUGUCGAAUCCCGACUCCGGAUCAAACUUCUACAUUGCGAGACAGACGGACUCGACCUCUACGGAUGUCACGAACUUCUCCCUCACAGUCUCCACUUCCAACGGAACAUUGACCAUCCCGAGGACUGUUCCGUCCAUUACCCUCAGUGGUAGACAAUCGAAGGUUAUAGUCACAGACUAUACUUUUGGAAGCUCCAAAGUCCUGUACUCGACUGCGUCAAUCUUCUUCGCCGGCCAGAUCGGAAACCGCGACGUACUCUUCCUCUUCGGCGACUCAGACCAGCAGCACGAAUUCGCAAUUGACUUGAAGGGAUCAUCGAACGUUACGGCUGACAGCCGUAUCACGACGUUGGGCGGCCCAUCUGGAGUCACUACAAUUGGUAUCCUCGGAAACGUCACAGGCCUUAUCACCAUCGCCGACUCAGACUCCCAAUUGGUUCUUUAUGGAGACACGGAUACUGCUGGGACGUUCUUCGCACCAGUGAUUCCGUCCCAGAGUGCUGAAGGCGAUGAAGCGACUUUUAGUAAUUAUUGGCAAUUCGGUUCUAAUUCGACUGUACUCGUCGGCGGACCGUACCUCGUACGGAACGCAACCAUUUCGGGGUCUCAGCUACAAAUCAGAGGAGAUCUGAACGAGAGCGUCAUGUUGACCGUAUUCGCGCCACCCGAAGUCACUUCAGUGACUUGGAACGGACAGGAAGUCGAACCUCUCAAUAGCAUGAGCAAUUCAUCUGGAAUCUUCACGGGUCAACUUCAGAUGAACGUAACGACGAAUGCGAUUACCGUUCCGGAGCUUUCGAACUGGAAGUUUGCGGACAGCCUUCCUGAAAUUCAGUCCAACUUCUCCGAUGAUUCGUGGACGAUUGCGAAUCAUACGACUACAAACAUCCCAGAUAAGCCUUUGUUUGGGGAUGGUCGAGUUCUGUAUGGCUGUGAUUAUCAAUUCUGUGAAAAUAUCGUCCUCUGGAGAGGCCAUUUUAACGGUACUGGAUCUGAGUCAUCGGUAAACUUAACCGUCAACGGAGGCGAAGCUUUCGCCGCAAGUGUCUGGUUGAACGACGUCUUCUUGGGAACUUUAUUCGGAAAUUCUACUAAUAACCGGAACAGUAUUGAUGAGACGAAUGAUGUGUUCACAUUCCCGGAUGGUUCUAUCCUCCAAGGACAAGAUAAUAUCAUUACCGUCGUACAGGAUAACAUGGGCUUGGACGAGUCAGACAAUGAAAAGUCACCCCGCGGUAUUCGUGGCUUCCAACUCAACUCUGGAAACUUCUCGACUUGGAAAGUACAAGGGAAAGUUGGCGGUUACACAAACUUCCCUGACAAAGUCAGAGGUGUACUUAACGAUGGUGGUCUUUUCGGUGAACGAGAGGGAUGGCACUUACCAGGAUUCGACACGUCCUCGUGGGCAAGCAGGAAUAUUUCGGAUGGACUUCCAGGAGGCUCAGCGGGCGUUGGAUUCUUUGUGACGACAUUUAAUCUGAAUAUCCCUGAUGGAACCGACGUUCCGAUCAGCUUCGUUUUCGAUGGCGGAUCAAGUGCGACGGAUCAACCGUAUCGCGCCAUACUCUUCGUGAAUGGAUGGAUGAUGGGGAAGAGGGUGGCUAAUCUCGGACCACAAACGAAAUUCAUCGUUCAUCAGGGUAUUCUCGACUAUAGCGGAGAAAAUACGGUUGCUGUCGCACUAUGGGCCAUGCUCCCAAACGCCACUGUCUCGCCAACUCUGGAGCUUCAAGUUGACGGAGUCUUGGAAGGAGGAGUAGGAGGGAUUGUUACGAAUAAUCCUGGAUUUCCAUUACCCUCUGCUGUCUAAAACGCACCUCGCUUAGGUUAUUGCUGAUUGUUGUACACUUUUAUUUCUGGAUCUCUUGCUUUCUUGGACAAAUGACGGACUUUUUCAGACUCAGAAAAAUGAAUUUGUGUGUCACUAAG
Messenger RNA from Fomitiporia mediterranea MF3/22, 3290 nucleotides. Its product is annotated as glycoside hydrolase family 35 protein. The record is from RefSeq and is a predicted model, not a curated record. The coding region runs from base 103 to 3171 and encodes 1022 amino acids. The transcript has 22 exons. Gene Ontology annotation, cellular component: vacuole. Gene Ontology annotation, molecular function: beta-galactosidase activity. Lineage: Eukaryota; Fungi; Basidiomycota; Agaricomycetes; Hymenochaetales; Hymenochaetaceae. Gene Ontology annotation, biological process: carbohydrate metabolic process.